Molecule: messenger RNA, 2435 nt
Organism: Phoenix dactylifera (date palm)
Lineage: Eukaryota; Viridiplantae; Streptophyta; Magnoliopsida; Arecales; Arecaceae
Source: RefSeq, a predicted model, not a curated record
CGCAUCGGCGAAGCGAGCCUCGCGAAGAUAGCCGCGGCGAAAGUUUUUUUUCCUUUUCCUUUUCUUCUCCAUUUUAAAUAGAAUAUAGGCAAGAAAACCAGCGCAUCUUCGGCGAAGGGAAAGGAGAGAUAUCCAGGAAUCGAUUAGGUUUGUUCUCUCCCCCCGUCCCCCCCAGGGUUUGUGACGCACCUCUCUCUGAUCGGCGGAGGAAGAGGCUUCGACGCCGAGAUCCCACUUUUUGGUUCGCUGGGGCUGCAGCAAUGACGGGGGCGUUGGUGGAUCGGGCGACGAGCGUCAUGCAGAUCGGUCCGGAUUGGGCGAUGAACAUGGAGAUCUGCGACAUUUGCAAUCGCGACCCUGGACAAGCAAAGGAUGCCGUAAAAGGACUCAAGAAGCGUCUUGGACAUAAGAAUCCAAAGGUUCAGCUUCUUGCAUUGACACUUUUGGAAACAAUGAUAAGGAACUGCGGUGAUAUAGUCCACAUGCAUGUUGCCGAGAAAGAUAUCCUGCAUGAAAUGGUGAAGAUAGUGAGAAAGAAGCAACCUGAUAUUCAUGUCAAGGAGAAGGUACUAGUGUUAAUAGAUACUUGGCAAGAAGCAUUUGGCGGUCCACAGGCAAGAUAUCCGCAAUAUUUUGCAGCAUAUCAGGAGUUGUUGCAUGCAGGAGCUGUAUUUCCUCGAAGGCCUGAGAGAUCUGCACCUAUAUUUACUCCUCUGCAGACACAGCCUUUGACAUCCUAUCCUCAAUCUUUGCAAAAUCCCAAUUAUCAAGAAGAAGCACCUGAGUCUUCCGUUGGUUCAGAUUUUCUUGCUUUGAGCCUUACAGAAAUCGAGAAUGCCCGCAGUGCUGUUGAUAUUCUUGCACAAAUGCUUAAUGCUUUAGAACCUGGGAACAAAAAGGGGCUCACACAGGAUGUGCUUGUCGACCUUGUUGAUCAGUGCCGUUCAUACAAGCAGAGAGUGGUACAUCUUGUGAACACUACUUCGAAACUACUUCGCGAAGGACUUGCACUAAAUGAUGAGUUGGAGCGGAUUCUAGCAAGACAUGAUGCUGCUCUUUCAGGCACUGCUGUUCAUGUGGAGAAGCCAAAGACUCUUCAAGCACUUGUAGACGUUGAUGACUCUGCUGCAACAAAUGCAGAUAAUACUGCACAUAAGAAUCAAAGGUCCAAUACGAGCACAAGCGCUGCCGAUCAGUCUCCUCUUCAGCAAUUACUGCUACCUGCACCUCCAGCAUCCAAUGGUGUGGCAACCUCGCUAGCCAUAGUUGAUCCUAAUAUGGACCUUCUUAGUGGUGAAGAUUUCAGUAAACCUACAACCGAAAAUCCUCUUGCACUUGUACCUGUUACUGACCUAGUUGAUAGUUCUGCUAGCUCUGGAACUGGGCAGAACAUUUUAGCUCUUUCCAAUGUAUUUUCUCAAAAUAACAAUAACAGCAAGGAACCUACCAGUGCUAUUGAUUCUAAUAUGGUGUAUCCAGCAUCACAGACAUAUCCUGCUGCAUCUCAGCUUCAACUACAACCCCAGCAGUCUACCUAUUAUUCCAAUGAAACUCUCCCAAACUCAGGGGUACCUCAGUAUGAACAGGCAGCUUACAUCCAAGGAACCCAGUUGAAUCAAGCAAAUCCUGCAUGGAAUGGUCAGAGUGUUCAUGGCUUGAGUUCCCAGCAUCAGGCACCUUACAAUGUAAAUGAUCAAGGUGGAGCUCUUCCACCACCACCAUGGGAAGCUCGACCAGUUCAGAAUAACCAACUGGUUGAGCCUCACCAAAUGCAGAGUGGCCAACCUGGAGGUGGUAUACAUCCGUGGCCAAUCCAAAGCAGCCAUCUUGGAGGAAUGCAUCCUGGACUGAUGCAGAACAACCAGCAGAUGGGCAUGCUAACCCUGCCAAUGCAGAGCAACCAGGUGGGAGGCUUAUAUUCUCAACUUGUUCAGGGUGGGCAGUUUGCAGGCAUGCAGCAACAACCGGUGCAGGGUGUUCAGCUGAUAGGUUAUGGAUACGGUCAACAGCCAGCAGCUCAGUACUAUGAUCGGAGAGCUCCAUACCCUUAUGCUAGUCCAAAUCAGAUUUCUCAGAGGAUGUAUGGGCUUCCCCUGAAAGACAACAAUAAUUUCAUGAAUAUGACCUCCUCUUAUCAGAUACCUACUUCAUCGACAGCUUAUAGUCAGCAAUCCAACAGACCAUCCAAGCCGGAAGAUAAGUUAUUUGGCGAUCUUGUUUACUUGGCCAAGUCAAAGCAAAAUAAACCCAAUGGCAAUAAAAUGGGGAGCUUGUAAAAUCAUUGAGUGCAUCUUUUUAUUUUUUUGGAUUGUUAUUCUUAUCACACUUUCUCUGAAAAUUAUAUUUUUUUGGCUUACUUGGCUAUAUGUUUAAUCUGUUGAUUUUUAUUAUGUUCAUGCUCUUAUAGAGAAAGGAAAACAACUAAUUAGAGGUAA